Molecule: messenger RNA, 691 nt
Organism: Phycomyces blakesleeanus NRRL 1555(-)
Lineage: Eukaryota; Fungi; Mucoromycota; Mucoromycetes; Mucorales; Phycomycetaceae
Exons: 2
Coding region: 245-457 (70 amino acids)
Source: RefSeq, a predicted model, not a curated record
AGAAAACCCCGACCAGCAUAGAAAGCUGGAAGCUAGCGCUUUUCGCAACAAGCUCGCGACUUAUUUAUUUCAGCGAUUCUAUGUGCAUAACGAUCUAUUCCUAAUAUUUGCAGAAUCAAAAGACCACUUCGACCUCAAGGUCCUUAAGUCAGAAAUCGACCAGACAAAAGAGUAGAGCUAUCCUGCCUAUAAUGAGACUACCAAGAAAGCGAUUGUUUUUUGUAGGAUCCGCUCGUUCAAGGCGAUGAAUAUUACGAUAUGUUCUGGUGCCCGGAUUUCCGAUAUGAAUAAUGUUGAUGAAAUGCAGAUUAGGAAAUUUGGCUGCUGGAAGAAUGCAAUAAUGUAUGGUGCUUAUCUCACUAGUUUAUCUCGCAAGGAAGAUAUUCCUUCAAGAUUCUGGUUUGAUGCCUCUCUGCCACCCUACUCUUCUACCCUGGAAGUACGUCAUUUUCGAUGAUCCUGUGUACAAGUAAUCAAGUUCUUUGGUUAAUCGAUAUUUUGGCUGAUGAGGUAUCAAUAUUGUCCAAAAAGCUGAGAGUCUUAGUAGACUCUCCCUUUUUUCCCUUAUAUUUAUUUAGUACCAGCUCGCUACGAAUUCAUGGUAAUGUGUAAUAGUUAAAAACAAUUCUCAAUUUAUUCUGAAACCCGUUACCUAAUAAAGGGUGUAUGAUAAUACAGGUGAAAAUGCUUC